UUAUUUUUGCAGUCAUUUCCUGUGAUGUCACUUCCUCUUUCACCGGACGGUCAUGGCUGUUACAGAGGAAGUUAAUUGCUUCUUGUUUUGCUGCUUGUAUGUUGGACCUUUGGCCGUCGUUAUUGAACAUCGAGGAAUAUCGCUGAAUCCAACUCCAGAGAUGAUACUGUUUACACCAGAUUGCGAUUUGUCCUGACCAAUCAGCAUCUUCAGCGAUAUGAUGUCAUCAAAAUGUGCCAGGUUCUAUCGGAGGAUCUGAGUCGGUGAAACUCCAUCUGCAGGAGCCCACACUGAGUGGGUUUGUUUCGAGGGGGAUUCCCUGAACUGUGGGGACGCCAGGAAAUUCCACGGACACUGUGGCUGUGUGCGUUGCCCUUCAAUUGUUGUUCGUUUACAAAUCAAAACUCAGAUCCUUACGCCAGCAUUAACUCAGAAACUUGAAACUCACUCCCACACGCUAAAACACACAUACAUAACAUACUGACACGCCCACACACACACACACACACACACACAUUCACACAAAGAAGCAUAGACGUUGGACCGUCCUCUUCCCGGAUGACAUUUAGUUCGAUAUAUAAACCGUUGGCAGAAACUCAGUCAGAAGAUUUCUGCAGUGCAAUACUGAAGUACUGUAACGGUUUCCUGUCUAACUGAGCUGUUCAGCUGCCAGCCUACCUGUCGCACCAUCAGGGACCCAGCAGACCUCAAAGCAUCAUGCUCACCAGGAAAAUUAUUCUUCUGUUCUCUCUGUUUACCCUGCUUGUAAAAGGAGACUUUGAUGCUAAUGAUGUGGGAAGUCAAGCCAUAUCAACAGAUAAAGAUUCAUUGUCUGAUGAAGUUCCUACAGAGAGCAUGAACGCCGUCUCUCCUGACCAGCCUGAUGAAUCCCAGUAUUACGGAGGAGGACCAUCAGACACCAGCAGCACCAGUUCAGAGACAGCAGACACUCCUGCAGUAGAGCAAGUUGCAGCUCCUGAGCCUGCUGCAGCCGCUCCAAGCAGUGCAGAGGAAGAGGAUGAAGAUGAAGGUAAUGACUCCCACGAAGGAGCAAAGAAAAAGUUCAGUUCUCGUUCAGCGAAACCUCCAAGCCCCGCCCACAACAACCAGAGCCCCGCCCACACCGUUCAGAUCCCCGCCCUCCCGCCUCAGCCAGUCGCCCCCCAGCCCAAAAUUUUGCAGAGGACCCGGUCGUCCAAGAGACGGUCCAGAACCAACCGCCGUCAGGUUCAAUAAAACCCCUCAAGAAAACCCAGAAACGUGUAAUCUACCCCGACAGAUUCACUCAGAAACCAUGAGGCUGUUUUGAACAGUCAGGAGGAAACACUUUGGUGCUUUGGUUCAUAUUCACCUUCGGUCUCAAAAGUUAAAAACUGAAACCAACAGUUUGAUUGGACAAACACAGACCUCAGUCAGACGCUUCUGGAACAAACAUGCCGUUUCAAUCACAGCUGUGAAACAUGAAUUGAUAAAUUUUUUAAUGUGUUUUAAUGCAUUUGAAGCUGAUAGUAACUGAAGAUGAUCUUUAUAAUUACAAAAAAUGCUUUGUGACACUUUAAAUUCUAAAUUAGGGCUUUUUGUUGCAGAGACUCUCUGGCCUCUGAUAUGUUUUUAUCUUACGCAUAAGGAUUUUGGCCUCUGGACUUCAGCAGACCUCAGAGUAUUAAAUCUGCUCAGUUUUGUGAUUUUGUUUUUAUUAUUCUUGUAAACGUUCGUGAAACCAUUAAACAUGUUGCUUCUAAUGUUCCCUGUAUCAUAUUUUGUUAAGGUUAAACAAAACUCCUUUGCCUGUCAGAAAACGAAUAUUACGAGCAUUGAAAAAUGAGAUGUAAUAAAUAUCAGAUUAAUGUA
Molecule: messenger RNA, 1851 nt
Organism: Gambusia affinis (western mosquitofish)
Lineage: Eukaryota; Metazoa; Chordata; Actinopteri; Cyprinodontiformes; Poeciliidae
Exons: 14
Coding region: 718-1236 (172 amino acids)
Source: RefSeq, a predicted model, not a curated record